UUUCGCUUGUUUGUUUCUCCUCACACACCGGCAUAUACUCACAAAGCAGCCUCUCGAUACUUCUGUUGUUCUCCUGUUUGGUUACCCAGAAUCCGGAGGAAAUCCUGUGAGAAAUGAGCGGGACGGUCAAAAAAGUUGCCGAUGUGGCUUUCAAAGCCUCGAAGAACAUUGAUUGGGAGGGUAUGGCUAAACUCCUUGUAACCGAUGAGGCUCGCAAAGAGUUCGCCUCUCUCCGGCGAGCCUUUGAUGAGGUUAACACCCAGCUACAGACUAAGUUUAGCAUGGAACCUGAGCCCAUUGACUGGGAAUAUUACAGAAAGGGAAUUGGCGCUCGUGUGGUGGACAUGUACAAAGAGGCUUAUGACAGUGAGUUCUAUGAUCUCAUUCUUCUAUCAGAAAAGAAAAGAAGUUAUAUGACUCUCGUUCAUGGCUAUAUAACAUUUUAUAUUUUCUUUGUUAUUUUUUGCUGUGUUGUGCUUUAUGACCAAUAUAUUGGAGUUAGUGUCAGAGACCUUACCCAUGGUCCUGACUGGAUUUCGACGAGAGCUAGAGGAGACGAAGGAAGAAACAUAAGCAAGAGAGAGAGAAAGAGAGACAGAAGAGAGCCUUAGAGACUUUUGAUGUUU
Carica papaya (papaya) is the source of this 626-nucleotide messenger RNA. NCBI's taxonomy places the organism in Eukaryota, Viridiplantae, Streptophyta, Magnoliopsida, Brassicales, Caricaceae. The record is from RefSeq and is a predicted model, not a curated record.